UGUCCAGGCCGGGUCCACCAUGUCGAAGGUUUCCUUUAAGAUCAUGCUGACGUUGGACCCGCGGCUGCCCUACAAAGUAUUCAGUGUUCCUCAAAGUACACUUUUCACAGCAGUCUUAAAGUUUGCAGCUGAAGAACUUAAAGUUCCUGCAGCAACAAGUGCAAUUAUUACCAAUGAUGGAAUAGGAAUAAAUCCUGAACAGACUGCUGGAAAUGUUUUUCUAAAGCAUGGUUCAGAACUGCGAAUUAUCCCUAGAGAUCAUGUUGGAAGUUGCUAAUGCCUGCUACUGGGAGUGUACAGUUACCUUUCAGAAUAAAAAUUGCUUUUUAUUUUGGUUGUAAAGGUGAAAUCAGGCAUGUAACAUACAGUGAAAACAACAAAAGUCAGUGAAAC
Messenger RNA from Heterocephalus glaber (naked mole-rat), 393 nucleotides. Its product is annotated as ubiquitin-fold modifier 1. The record is from RefSeq and is a predicted model, not a curated record. Gene Ontology annotation, biological process: protein K69-linked ufmylation. Lineage: Eukaryota; Metazoa; Chordata; Mammalia; Rodentia; Bathyergidae. Gene Ontology annotation, cellular component: nucleus; cytoplasm.